Vigna radiata var. radiata (mung bean) is the source of this 1341-nucleotide messenger RNA. RefSeq names its product putative pentatricopeptide repeat-containing protein At1g53330. The transcript has a single exon. The coding region runs from base 1 to 1341 and encodes 446 amino acids. NCBI's taxonomy places the organism in Eukaryota, Viridiplantae, Streptophyta, Magnoliopsida, Fabales, Fabaceae. The record is from RefSeq and is a predicted model, not a curated record. Gene Ontology annotation, molecular function: protein binding.
AUGUCUACUUCGAAACCCAUCUCCUCCUUCCGACUCACCUCUCUCCUCCGCUCUCAGAAAGACCCCUCCCUGGCCCUUCAACUCUUCCUCAACCCAAACCCUAACCACCCCUCCGUCCGUCCCUUCCGCCAUUCCCUCCGCUCCUAUGACCUCAUUAUCACCAAACUUGCCCAAGCCAAAAUGUUCCCCCAAAUGGAACAGCUCCUCAACCAACUCCACACCCAAACGCGCUUCCCUACCCCCGAACCCCUCAUCCGCCACGUCAUCNCUGCCUACGCGCGCGCCGGCCUCCCAUCGCGUGCCCUCCGCACCUUCCUCUCCAUCCCCGCCCCCUCNCUCCGCUCCUUCAACUCCCUCCUCCACGCGCUGCUCGCCUGCCGUGACUUNGCCUCAUUCACNCGCCUCCUGCCGCACCUCCCCCGCUUUCGCGGUCCCGACGCNUGCUCCUACAACAUCCUCAUCCACGCNUGUUCUCUAACNGACGACCGNGNUCGGGCNUGGAAGCUGUUCAACGAAAUGCGUAGGCGAGGCGUUCGUCCGAAUCAAAUUACGUUCGGAACUCUGAUUAACUUGCUGUGCAAAAGCCCUCAAUUGCACCUUCCCCAGGCGUUUAAGGUGAAGGANGAGAUGGAUANGNUUUUUAAAAUUAAGCCUAAUGNUUUUGUGUACACUAGUUUGAUUAAAGCUGUUUGCGAGGUGGGUGAUUUUGAUUCCGCNGUUAGGUUGAAAGAUGAGAUGGUGAGGAACAAUUUGAAGCUUGAUGCUGUGGUGUACAACACUUUGGUUUCAGGGUUUUUAAAAGGAGGGAAGAAGGAUAUAGGAUUUAGGGUUUUGGAGGAAAUGAAGAUUGGUGGUGUGAAGCCGAAUUCUGUGACGUGUAAUGUGUUAAUUGGGGAGUUUUGUAGGGAGGGGAAGUUUGAAGAGGCUUAUAGGAUUUUGAAUGAUGGGUUAGAGGGUGUGAAGCCUGAUGUUUUUGGCUACAAUGUGGUUAUUGGUUGGCUGUGUAAAGAGGGGAAAUGGAGGGAGGCUGAUGAUUUAUUUGGGGACAUGCCAAGGCGACAGUGUGUUCCUGACGUUGUGACUUACCGCACCUUGUUUGAUGGGCUUUGCCAGUGUAUGCAGUUUGAGGAAGCUGGGUUGGUUUUAGAGGAGAUGAUUUUCAAAGGCUAUGUUCCUCGUUCCUCCAGUUUGAAUGAGUUUGUUGGUAUGGUGUGCAAGGAAGGGGAUUUUGAGUUACUAGGGAAGGUUUUGAGUGGUUUGGUAGGUGGGGGAUUUUACUGUGAGGAUGUGUGGAAAACUUUGGUCUUAUUGGUUUGUCAAUCGGAAGUCGGGAGCUUUUGA